AAACAAUGUGCGUUGUUCGAGUAAAGCUUGAAAAGGCACAACAAAAAAAAAUUCCACACAAUGGGUCUUCAAGGACGAGGAGACAAAAUGACCAAAUUUUUUUAACACUCUUUUUUGAAAUGUUUUAUGUCAAAAUAUCAUAUUACAGACAGUACUGAGAGUCUUACAGAGAGUACAGAAAUGGGUGUUUCCUAAUCCCUACCUGCCCUGACGUGUCGUUCAGAGCAUCAUGGCCUCAAGAGAGGUUAUAUACAGUAUAUAUAAUAGAUCUCGAACAUCUCCAGAGUCAUAUUUUUCCAGGGUCUUUGGUCCUUAUCAGCUACACAGGCUACUUCUCCUUGACCAAGGAAUAGUUCACUGUUGCCAAUGAAGAGGGAAGUGGCACCAUGUUGGGACCUCUCGGUCACCGUACUGCGAGCGAAGUUCAGCCAAUCACACGACUACUUUUCUCAGUCUGACCUCUACGUAACCUUGUGUAUGCCCACGGCCUCGGUCAAUACUCUGCGCACUAAGAGCAUUCCUAACUGCAACAAACCUGAAUGGAACGAGACCUUCCACUUCCGUGUGAACAGCCACGUCAAGAAUAUUCUGGAGCUAAACGUAUAUGAUGAAGAUCUUAGGCGAGACGACCUCUGCACUAGGCUCUUCUUCGACAUCAGCACCCUCACAGUGGGCAAGAAGAAGACUAAGGUCUUCAUCACUGAUGAAAAGACAAAGGAUGAGCUGUGGGUAGAUUUCGAGGUCAGAGAGUGCCCUGACGCAUCCCGAGGAUAUCUCUCCAACGGAGUUCUUGUGGCGGCGCCGCUGUCCGUCGUGGAGGUGACGAUCGAUAGACUGCCGCCUGAUGUGCGACAGAACAUGCUGUUAACGUUACGAGGGGCGUAUGUUGAAGAUCAAGUCAUCUCGCCUUCCAAGGAAAACAGCCUCAUGCAGACUCUUCGCUACUACAUCAACAAAGACCUGGAGACCAAGAUUGAACUUCAGGCGGAUGGGAAGGAAGCAAGUCCAGCUUCGUCCCCUGCAUCGCCGUUGUCCGCUGCAUCCACAUCGGCGUUCACCUUCUCUCUUCCUGCAGUAAAGGACACUGUAAAUUUGCAGGUGAACACAGUAGAGAGUCCUGAGGAGGACAUGAAGGUGCGUCUGGAUUUUGACAUACCUGCAAAGGAGAAGGCGUUUCUGGUGAAAAGGAAAGAAGUGGUGUCUCGUGCACUGCAGAAAAUACUCAACCUCAAAUCCCCCCUGGAUCCAAGUAAGGUGCCAACAGUGGCUUUGGUGUGUUCAGGAGGUGGCUCGAGGGCCAUGACGGGCAUGUACGGUUCUCUGAAAGGACUGCAGUGUUUUGGCUUGUUGGAUACCAUUAGCUACAGCACUACUGUGUCUGGUUCCACCUGGGCUAAUGCGUACCUCUACAAUGACCCACUCUGGUCAAAGAAAGACCUUGAUGAGGCAAUUGUGUCAGUGAAGAAAGAGCUCUCUAAGAGUACCAAAGGUCUGUUUGGUCCCAGCCUGUUGCGGUAUUACUACUCCGAGCUGCGGCAGAAACGGAAGGAAGGUCACCUUGUCUCUCCUAUCGACAUGUGGGGGCUCAUGAUAGAAAACGCCAUUUAUGGAAAGAAACACACAGCUACACUGUCUGACCAGCAGGAGGCAGUCUCCGAAGGCCAGAACCCGCUCCCAAUCUACACAGCCGUCAACAUGAAGAAGGCCGCUGGCGGCUUCAUGGUGGCUGAGUGGUGUGAGUUUACUCCAUUUGAGGUAGGAUUCCCCAAAUAUGGAGGCUUUGUGCCUACAGAACAUUUUGGGAGCGAGUACUACCUUGGUCAUCUGGUUAAGAAAGUACCAGAGACACGAAUCUCCUACUAUUUGGGCAUGUGGAGCAGCGUCUUCUCUGCUAACCUGAUGCAGCUCUGGAAACAUGUGACUGGAGCAAUGCCGUCCUGGACUUCCUGGCUGGGGGAGGAUGUGUGCAGCAUUGAGACAGAUGAUAAUCAGUCAACGCUGGAUACCUUGCGGCUCACUUCAGAGGCUUCGACACUGAGCAACUUGAUGCAUGGUCGUCCCAUCAUCUACAAUGUGUUCAACUUCUUGCGAGGAUUCUUCCUGCACAACACGUACAGCGAAAACUUCAGGUUCAACACCUCUAAAGAGACACACCCGGAUGCGUUUCCGAACAGUCUGACCCCAAGAGAUCACACCAUUGGCUUGGUAGAUGCUGGUUUUGCCAUUAACGCAGCCUUCCCACCAGUGCUGUGGCCAUAUCGACGCGCCGACGUCAUUCUGUGCCUCAGCUACUCCUGGGAUGAGGAUCCUCUAAGUAUCCUUAAGAAGACUCAGCGCCACUGUGCUGACCGCCAGCUGCCUUUCCCAAACAUAGACUUCAGCAAGUAUGAGUCUGAGUCCCCAAGGGAAGUGUAUGUAUUUGAGGACGAGGAGAAUCCGGAUGCUCCCAUAGUGGUCCACUUCCCGCUGGUCAACAUCUCCUUCAAAGAGCAUAAAGCACCUGGGGUGAAGAGACAGGGAAAGGAGGAGUUGAACGCCGGAAAUGUCGAUGUGAGCUCUAGAUCCUCUCCGUACGUCACAUCAAACCUCACAUACGCGCCGGAGGACUUCCAGAGAUUGGUGGACCUCACUUGCUAUAAUGUCUCCAACAACAAGGAGAGCAUCGUGUGCGCUCUAGAGAGGGCUCUGAACAGAAAAGGGCUCGCUAACAACGCUCCUAACGAAGAAAAGUAAAAGCGUAGCUAUGGCCGUAAAAACACUUGCAUGUUGUUCGAUUCGUGUUAAUCGGCUACAUUUUUAACAGUAGCGUGUUUAGUCAUUUCAUAACUCUGAAAUUCACGGAUGGCAGUAAUAGAGUAACCUUAAAAAAUAUAUAUAUAUGCUUUAACAAAGUAAUCGUAGUGGAAACUAGAACUCUCAUAGUUAAGGAAAUGUUUGGAGUAAAGCUGGAAAUGUAGUUAAAUACAAAUACAAAAAAAGUGCAAAACAACGUAACCACUACAAAAAGACUGUAUAGUCCAUCUUUUAUAUCACUCGCUCUGUGUUAUCCUGUUUAAAUCAAAUUACAUUGAAACUGUUUAAAUCAAAUUACAUUGGAACUGUUACUGAGAGGGCAUGAUAAGGAAGUACACCACAUUCCCCAGAGUUUCCUGCUGUAAGGAAUUAGAUCCCUUUUAAAUCCACUUCUGCCUAUAUCGUAUAUCCAUCUUCAAUCGAAAUUAACUUGAAAUGUUCUGGGGGCGAGUAAAGUGUAUCUGUACCUGGUUUUUAGUCCUGAAGCUGCAAACUCUUUCCGCAAACAAUCUCAAAGCAUGUUUGUUUAAUCGUGUAUUUACUUACCUUUCAAUUAUGUUAAACUGGCUGAGUUAAAAAUCCGCUUUAUACCAUGUUAAAUUCUCACAUCUGAUUGGUCAGAAGGUGUUGCUUAAUAUAUUAAGUUAUAGCAACAACUCAGACAAAGACCUGUACGGUGGGUGCAUAACAGGAAUGGAUUUUUUACAAUGUGGGGAAUAGUUCAUAUGGUGCAGUUUGUUUUGUUAUGCAAGUUGAGUCCAGUGCUAGUGCUUGGUACAGCUCAAGUUCAAGUUCUGCAACACAGAAAAGUCUUUAGGUGUGUGUAGGGGAAGACCACCCACUGGUCCAACGAAGGUAUCCAACGGCGUGGCAGAUGGCUUCAUACUUGUUACUGUCUUCCCUUUUAUCUUUCCUUUAAAUAUAAACAUUCAAAUGAACAAUUUGUCAACAUUGUGAUGCUCUUUUUACUUUAUCAGACUCCAAUUAUGAAUGCUUCUAAGAGAUAUUAAAAUCCCAAGCUCUAUCAUUAAACUUAUCUCGACAUUUGAUUAUCCUUACAAUCACAUGCACACACGCCAAUCAGCCUACCCUGCAUCGAGAACAUUCAAACUCCACACACAAGGCCGUGGCAGGAAUCGAACCCCAACCCAGGAGGUGUGAGGCGAAUGUGCUAACCACUUAAUUAGAAUAGCGUUACCUCUAGUCAGCGGCCAUGACCACUACUAUCUGAACAAGUUGACCAAUUUUACUUCUCUAUAAUAGUAGCUUUGUUUAAUCAUGCCAUGGUUUACCAUGUACACUUAACUAGAAUAAUAUUACAACGAUCAGAGGUUAAGGCUCACCCUAUUUAGAUUGGUCAAGCAACACUAUGUUGUUCUAAACAGAAAUUCCUUUCAGCCUAAAAUCUCCGUUGGUGUGCCCCAAUACUCCACCUAAACCUGGAUUUCAGCCUGUACUAGCCGGUACUAACCUGGUCUCAGAUGUGUGGCAACACGGACUUAACGUAAUCUACUAGAGGCGAUAAUUUCAUGGUAGAUCGGAAUGAAUUCAAAUGUAACAAUGUAUUAACCAGGUAAUUUCAGUAAUAAUUCUUAAUCCAAUUCAGAAGAUAAUAAGCAGUCAUCAGUAAUAUAUAAACAUCACGUAAAACACAAACAAGUAAAUUAGAGAUGUUAACCUGGCAAUGAAACUACACACAACAACUGUGCAGGAGAUCUGUCUACAGGUUCCCUGAAUCUUUUGCCAGCUCUCCCUAAAUACCCAGAUACUCUGUAGGUCCACCAAAUGGUGGUGUUUGUGAUUAUAAUUAGAAAUUGGAUCCACUAUUCAGGGGGUCAGUUGGCAUUUGUGAUUGAAUGGGUCUUCGAUGGCUGUGGAAGGGGGAUGUAACUUAUUUACAUACAGGAGUUGAUUUGUCUGAGGGACCUUGUGAGGGUAUGCCUUCAACGGCAUGCAAUAUGUUUCUACGUUUUAUAGAUCUUAAUAGUGAUUUGAACUGCUGCUGAGGGAAUGAGACCAUUUUUCCAGAUGCACUGAGACCUUUUGAAUGAUACUAAACAUGUAUACUUCUUAUUCACAUUAAACAUACUAUCUAAUGAGUUCAAGGUGAUCUCAACACCGAGUGAGAGAACGGUAUGGGGAGAAAGAUAAGGGAGCAAUGUAGAAGAACAAUCGUGAGGUGUGAUCUUCCAGUUUCUGCUCAGUGUGAUGUGCUAUCUGGGAUGAAGAUGCUAAUUCUGUGGGAGAGAGUUCAAAUGUUAAUUUUCGUAAGAGUCCUUUGUCCACGGAGAGCAGUACUCCAGUAAGGCACCAGCCUUUGUGGGUUCGUUGGUGACAUGAAAAGCUGCAAUCAUUUUGCCUUAUUAACAAGAAAUAGAGAGAGGAAAAACGAGGGGCUGGUGACGGUAGUUAUUAGGUGUUAAUAGCUGCUAUAAUGCAAGUGAUAACAGGAACUAACUUGUUUCAUGGACGGUCCAUGAGAUAAAAUGUAACUAUAAAAAACGACAAAGAUAAAAAUAUAUACAGUAUAAUGCGUUGUAAUCCAUCCAUCCAUCCAUCUUCUAUACCGCUUAUCCUUUUCAGGGUCACGGGGAACCUGCAGCCUAUCCCAGGGAGCAUCGGGCACAAGGCGGGGUACACCCUGGACAGGGUGCCAAUCCAUCGCAGGGCACAAUCACAUACACACUCACACACCCAUUCAUACACUACGGACACUUUGGACAUGCCAAUCAGCCUACCGUGCAUGUCUUUGGACUGGGGGAGGAAACCGGAGUACCCGGAGGAAACCCCCUCAGCCACGGUGGGAAUCGAACCCCCGACCCUGGAGGUGUGCGGCUAACCACUAAGCCACCGUGCGCCCUUGUGUCGUUAUUUAAUCAAUAAAUAAUAAAAUUAGUGUUGGCAAGUUGUUGCAGUAUUAGAGGAAUUAAAACAAUUUGGGAUGUGCUGGUUUCCCUACAUACUCCAUCAUAUAUUUUUGCUUUCCUUGUAUCCUUGUGUCAGUUUCAUUGGCCUUGUAAAGCCUUUUGUAAACAUAUCUUUAAACAGUAUGCAUGUUAUGCUGUAAACAUCUAUGAAUAGCAACUGUUUUUAAUCUCGUAAAGCUUCAUAAGUCAUUAUAUAUCCUUCAUCUACUCGCAUAGCUGAUGGACAUAAUGCCUUGUGUCUCAAACAAAACAACAACAUUUUGAUGAAACCUGUACUACUCAGUUUGGUAUUCUCCACAUGUGAUAUAUUACAUACUAUUCUACAUGCAGCUGCUUUUUUUUUUUUUUUUUGUACUAAACUUUUUUUUUUAUAACUAAAUAAGUGGGGCUCAACACUCAACACUGGUCUACAUUAACCCAUCAUGAAUAAAUAAAUGUCUUUUCAGACUAAACUUUGUGUCGGAAUGUGCAUCAUUUCAGAUUUAAGCUGCGGUUUACAUUCUACAUACGCGAGACACGCACCAUACGGAGUGUACUGUAGAAUGAGUCAGGUGUACUAGUAAAGGGAAAAC
Ictalurus punctatus (channel catfish) is the source of this 6292-nucleotide messenger RNA. Its product is annotated as cytosolic phospholipase A2 zeta. Gene Ontology annotation, molecular function: calcium ion binding; calcium-dependent phospholipid binding. Gene Ontology annotation, biological process: glycerophospholipid catabolic process. Gene Ontology annotation, cellular component: cytosol. Lineage: Eukaryota; Metazoa; Chordata; Actinopteri; Siluriformes; Ictaluridae. The transcript is spliced from 20 exons. Bases 367 to 2733 code for a protein of 788 amino acids. The record is from RefSeq and is a predicted model, not a curated record.